UCAGUGCUGUAUAAGUUCUUGAAAAUAUCCAAUUUGUGUAACUAUGACAAAUUAAGUGAAAAAUUGUACUUAAAUAAAUCAAACAAAUAAGUGCAAUAAAUAUAAUUUAUGUUUGGAACUGUGUCAGAACUAAACCUUGAUGUGUUUGUGUUGUAAUGUAUUUUACUUACAAUAUUAUCUAAAACAUCCUCAGAAAAUUUUGACCUGGUGAAAUGGAUUUCACCUGACAUAUCACCAGUGAAAUCAAACUUUAAAACAAUUGAUUUCCUAGGAUACUGUAAGAUUUGAUAAAUUUGAAGUGAUUUUAACAAAUUUAUAUCUAACGAUUUAUUAGUGUUAUGAUGGCAGUGAGAGAUUUUUGUGAUUUGCACCACACUUUCUCAAACACAUCAUUGGCAACACCUCCGCGCUCAAAUUCUGUGCAGCAACCCCGUCCGCAACGUAAGGAUCCAAGAUUUUUAUCUCAUGAAAGUAAAGGUUAUAAGAACUUCAGGACAUAUACAAGGUGUGAUCAAGUGUUUAGUGUUUUGCCCAAGACUCAUGUACCUUUGAAGGAGUUUUCGCGCUACACUCGGCUUCCCUCAAUUGGUGGAAACGUUCCUGGAGAGAGGCCAAAACUACUUCGCCAGUUGACUUACACUGUUCUACAGCCAGUCUACGUGAGGGGACCAUCAGAGUUAACCAAAUUCAGUCAAACUCACGAAGCCAAGAAGAAUAGUCAGAAAAUUUGGAAGAAGAGACUGCUCCCUAACAGAAUCAGGACUCAGGAAGAAGUCCUGAAGGAGCUAACUGAAAGAAAGAGGCGGAUGCAGGAGAAGUUUUCGAGAAGCGUUCAUGGACAUCGAAUUGAAGUUAGUGAGAAGUUGAUUGAUACUUCUAAAAAAGUUCAGGUAGAAGGUGUGAAUAAUGCAAAGGGAGCUUUUUGGAUAGGCAUUUAAAUUUGAUGUGCCUCUUUUGUUUUAAAGAA
Messenger RNA from Homalodisca vitripennis (glassy-winged sharpshooter), 967 nucleotides. RefSeq lists its product as uncharacterized. Bases 339 to 938 code for a protein of 199 amino acids. The transcript has a single exon. The record is from RefSeq and is a predicted model, not a curated record. Lineage: Eukaryota; Metazoa; Arthropoda; Insecta; Hemiptera; Cicadellidae.